AUGGGAUCUCCAUUUUCAUCUCGUACAAGUCAAAAUCCUGUUCUUGGUUUCCUGUCGUCAAGGCUCAACGACUCAUGUCAGGCAUUUGAUCGAGUAAGUUAAUACUACUGUCUGUUAAUACUCCGAUCAGUCCGAUGGUAAUACUAUAAUACUAAAUUUAGUUACGUUGACGAUUUGUAUGCUAAAGUAUAUAUACAGUAUUUUGGAACAAAUUUAAGUCUUUCAGAAAAUAAUAUUUAAUAGCUAUUCGUGUAGCAAUCCACACACCUUGCCCUAAAGCUGACAAGCCACUGCUGCCUUCCUCAAACAAUACUUCAAACAUUGCUGAAAACUUGAAAUAUCUAAAUAUACAUGUAAGGCUUUUUAGACAAAACACGUACUUGUUGAUUUCAAAUUUAUAAAUUGACAUGUUUUCAGUUGUUUAAUUACUUCUAAAAAAUUAUAUUCAGCUGUUCAUGUUUUUAUCUUCCACUUCGUCCUUUCGGCAUUAUACUUUUUUAAAUACAUUUUUUAACCAGUUUAAAUAUUAAGAAUCCUUUUGCUAACCCGCAAAAACAAUUACUUGGAGUAUCUUCAUUCUCUUUUUAUUCCUCUUAAUGCUAUUAAAAGCGAAUAACUUUGCUGUUUCGUUGUUCGGAAAACUCCAGCAAUUUUCGAGCCGCCAUGUUGUUUUCUCUACUGGCAGUAUAUGAGCUAUUAUAGUCCUGCUAGUAGCGAACCAAUCAGAUUGCAGAAUAGCUUAUAUCCGGUAAUAUCUAUAGUUUAUAUUUGUAUAAUAAGAGCUGAUAGUCGACGAGGUGCGUAUAGCACGAGUUGGCUAUCAGUCAUAUACGACGCUACAUCCACGUUUUGUGCGUCAUUUUUAUUGAGGUAUAAACAAUGGUUGACCUUUUGUUCCUCCGUGCAACUUUUUAUACAGUAGAACUGUACUAGUGUACGUGACCUGCACAUGUCAUGUGUCGCUUCUGCAAUUUUCACUUUUCAUAAACGGUAAGCUCUAAUUUACAUCGUAUAUUCAUGUAUUGCCAAUUUAAUAUCUAUUUUAUUUAGGAAAAUGCACACUUCAGCAUCUCUGAGGCUCUUAUUUGUGCUAUUGAACAGGUAAAAUUGCUAUUAGAAAAUAAUGUUAUGGAUUAACCACGUUAUUUUUUAGCAUAUAUCGUAAGUGUAUCUUGGUUUUACUGUAACCUUGCAUUGUUAAUUAGCAGUUAUGAGAGUGAGGCAAGAUAGUUAAUUCUUAACUUUUUUAUGCAGUCCUCGAAACAAAGUCAUAAUUGAGGUCGGCAAAACAAUGUCGGCCUAAAUCUGACCUAGGUCGGCACCUCUCAGCAUUUUUUAGAUCAGAUACUAUCUCCAGCAUUGUAAUUUCAAAGCAACAGCAGACAUCAGUAACACAAUCCAAAUUUCGUGUUUUCCACGACAGUAUUAUUAAUAUUCCUGCGGCUGAUUUCCGUUAUAGUAUAAUUUUAGUCAAUUAACUCGAUUCUAAUUGGUUAAAAAUCGUGCCGUUCAAAGCUUAAUCGGCACAAAUACGAGCCCGCGUGCAUUUCGCACGCUCACAUGAGUGCAGAAAUUUAAACGCAAAAUCUUAAUAAACAACGUGAAAAUUUAUAUUUUCUGAGUUGUAAUUUUCGAAUGAGCUCUUGAACAGAAGAGAAAGAUGAACCAAAAAUUAUUCACAGUUUUUACAGGUAUGAAUUGAAAAUGUUAGAAAAUUACUCUAAAAAUUGAUCAAAAGCGCGUUUGGCUGUGCUCGCUUGAAUACAGUAAUGCAAUGUUUCUUGUCAUUGAUUGCUCACUAGGUUGACUAUAAAAUAAUAUUACAUGUAACAAGAAAUUACACUUGUUCUCAAAGUAUUAAGGAAAAAUCACACUUCUGUUUGGCAAAAUAUUUAUAAUGCCGCUCUUGCUACGCACUCGUGUACGUAUUAUAAAUAUUUCGCCAAACACGCGUGCGAUUUUUCAUAUUGAAUAUAUCUCGAACCGUGUAAUUCCCUAAUCGAAUUGUCAAGCUUCGCAGUUUCCUUGGCUGUAUUGGGGAAUAAUUACAAAUUGUUGUAAGACCUUGUAAAUAAAUGAAUAACGAACGAACACGAUGGUUUUUGAACUGCUGUCGGCAGCUGAAAAAAAGAUAGCUAGUUCUACUGAGAAGAACUGGAUUGUGGUCGGCAUUGUCGAAUGGUGUCCUUGUUUUCGAAGCCUGUUUGUGUCAGUAUGAUUCCCCUUAUUACGUUUUCGUAGCGCUUUGCAUUGUGGUUAUAGUGGUGUCACUGAUAAAGAUAGCGACCUCGAAUGAAAAUAUUGAAUGUUUUCGCGAAUAUUUUGCUGUUGGCUAUGGCGCACCUGACCCUAGCUUUCUUUAAAAGUUCUUGCACGGGUGAGGACAAAAAAAAGCCAUCUUGUAUAUCAGUGAUACCACUAUAACCACAAUGCAAAGCGCUAAGAAAACAUAACAAGGGGAAUCUAGUAUUAAUAACAAGUGUAACUCCAAAGAUCGAUAACAUUUUUAUAUUUAUCAACGUUUCGACUAUAUUUCAGUCAUCAUUAGGAUCAACUAACUAGGUUAUACAUCAAAAGCAGUAUUUAUAUGAAGAAAUACGAUACAUUAGGUUGAUAAUAUCAUAGCUACCUCGAAAUCCUUUGUUUCGCGAGGGACGAUUAAUGACUAAUUUUCCUCACUGCUAAAACAUGCGGGACGAUUAAAAACUAAUCAUCCUACGGGACUAUUAGGUACUAAUCGUCCCUCAUUUUUAUGCAUAUAACCUCUUAUAUUGAUGUUCAAUUAAAUAUUUAACAGACGUAAAAGAUCAACCGUAUAACCCCAUUAACGAACAUCCCAAUAGUCAUUAGUAUCAAAACGCAAACGCGCCUUUUCAUUUCAACUUAUUUAAUCGAAUGAAACCGUUUUAUUGUCUCGGUAGCUAUGAUAUUACAAAGUGAUAGCAUGGCAUACAGUCGAUUAGUGAUGAAAUGUCCCCCAAAUCUGGAGAAGUUUAGUAAAAGUCCCUCGGCGCUGUACGCCCCGGGGCUUUUUUACUAAACCUCUCGGCUUUCGGGUACAUUUAAUCACUAAUCGCCCUGAAUGCCAUGGUAUUAGUUAUAAUUAUUAAUGAAUUAGUUAAGUAUGGUCAGUUCUUUAGAAUCUUUAAUUCCAUGAUUAAAUUCAGGUUUAUAUCUUUGAGUGAUUCUUGAUACAGGAAAAGGGACCAACGCUUAGAUUUACAGUAUCAAUUACCUUAGUAUUGUGGAAAACAUGUUCAGCUAUUAUACUGGUUUGAUUAGACUUUGCGUCAUCAUCGGGGUAUAGUUCUGAAAAGGCUUUAAUAUGUUGAAACUGUUCGCAAGUAGAGAGGUGCUGAUUGAUUACAAACAGGAUCCGACGGUUCUUUAACAAUUUCAGAUAAUCCAUGUUUUUGUUUCAGAUACGGUUUAGUUUUUGAGUGGUACUUUUUAUGAGGACUUUUUCAGGCUUUUCAGUUUCAUCUGUGUGCAUGAUAUUCCCUAAUAUGAGCGCGAAUUUUACGCGAUGGAUUCUGAUAACUCCCGAUUUACUACUUUACUAUAUCUGCUGCAUGAUGGUGCUUUAUAUACUAGUGAAACGCACCUAAACAUGGAACACAUAUUAUUUGUUUAGAUGAAAUGUGAGAAUGCUUACGAUUCAGAUUUGGACGAGGAUGAUGAUGAUGAAAGUGAUGAAGAGAUUUUGCAGCUUCGCGCUAAAAUCAAGAGAAAAAUGGCGAGGAAAAGGCGUUCGAAGAAACAAGAAGGAGUCUUCCCUGAUGCAAUGUCUUCCUCGACCAAGAGUACCGGCACUAGCCUCUCGUCUGGUUCACCUCGAUCAAGCUUCUCGUCAAGUACGUUCAUUUUGUUGUUGUUUUUCUUAUCAUGUUAUUACCAAAACCGCCCAUACUUCCUCUCGCUCAAGAAAACGUGUCAUGUUUUCGUGCCAAAAUAUUCAAGAAUGCGACUUCAUUCCUAAUGUCGUUAAAUUCGACAAUGUUUCCACAGGAAAACAAGACACGUUUUUUUGGACAAGAGGAAGCAUCCGCGGUUUUGGUAAUAGAACUACAGUAUUGUACAUGCAGCUACCUCUGCCAGGAGGUUUGUGCGCGUGUUUGUCUGUCAGAAACUGUCAGAUGGUUUAGUACGAAAAUUUGUGCAGCUAAUGAUCGUAGGCCAAGCCCAAGGACAAAUCGAAUAAACAUUGGUUCAAUUUUGAUGAAAAUUGGAUGAGAAAUUUUAAAAAUUGGUUUUUGGCUUUGACCUUUGUUUGCAGAGACGUACGCCUUGAAAGACCCCACUCGCGGAGCUGUGGUCGGCGUAGCAAUUUCCGGUUGCGUACACCGCCAGAGUCACCAGUAACAAUCAGUGUGGCCACUUUCAGUGUCCGUCACAUCCACUGACUACGAAAUGAGAUAUUCACCAUGUCGCGAACUACGUGGCAGUAAAAAAAUCAUAUAAUGAUUGUCGACUUUCACGAUUUUGGGUGAUAAUGAAGAGGUAAAAGAAGAUCUAAUUCACGUUAUAAAAAGGCAAUGAAAAGGAUGCCAGAAAAUUUCAACGCCUCGGACGAACAUCAUUUCAAGUUAUAUGCAUGUAUGUCACUAUGCGGGACCUAUCAUCCGAAAGUUUAGAUGAAUGGAUUUCAGAAUUUCAAGAUGUUAACCAUUUUCAUUUGAAGCCGAAAAGCUAAAAAAAGAGGCAAUCAAUGCUCGAUACAAAAUUACCACCGAAGCCAGUACAACACGCGUGUUUCGCGUGGUGACCAUCUCAUUUCAUAUACACCUAAUGUGACACACGCUGCAGUAAGCGGUGACACGGAUUCUUACUGAUGACCUUGGCGGUUUACUUAACGGAAAAUUGGAAAACAGGUAUGUUUGGUUCUGCUGUGAAACUGUUUUGGUUUUCUUAUAUCAUAUAGGGGAACCGCCGAAAUCAGUUGACAGUGACUACAAUUCAAGUAAUGAACUACCCAGUCCUGAAAGUAGUAAAUCACAGAAACGUGUCGAGAGACAUGAUUUGAUUCCAUCUGGUACAUCAUUAGAUACUUCCUCUCUCGAGACAAGUGGCUCGCCUAUCUCAGCAGAACAAGUUGCGCUGUGUUUACUGGAGAAAGUUGCUUCACGGAAAAACUUAACUUCAGCAGAUUUAAAAUGGAUGGUAUCCGAACAUGAUGUACCACAUAGUUUAUUACCUUUACCUACUGCUAUUCCUGUGUCACCUGAUGAUGAGUUGUAUGACACAACUGAACACUUUGAUAGAAGAACAUCUUUACCUGUAAGUAAUGGAUGUUUAUGGUGUGCAAUCUUGCACGGUCGGUCCAGAGUAGGUAGCCCCCUUACGGAAAUUUCACAUGUGAAAUCCAGGGGGUACAAGGAGAUGCGCCCCCCCUAAUGGUAUCUAGCACCCCCUUGAAGGUGGUAUUCCAUAUUUGAGUUGUGAAUACUACUUAUUAUAUUGAAACGAUUGAUUGAUUUUCGAAUACGCGAGAAAAUAUUCAAGCACUAAAAAACGUAGCACUAUAUAGCGGGUCACCAUAUAACGUAGCUUUUCUUAAUUUUCACAUGAAAUACGAGUACUCUGAGUAAUACGUAGUGCUCUGAGUAAUACGUAGUGCUCAGCGUGUAGGAAAUGGCAUUUCAAGGACUUCCAAUUUCAAACAUUUUCUGCGAGACAAUGACCCUCGAUUCCAUAGUAAUGCUCUCCCUCUGGAAAACCUCCUCCCCCUCUAACAAAUGAGGCCAGAUCCGGCCAUGGUGAAAUCCACAUUUUCAAACGUGAAAUCGAUUUUACAUGUGAAAUCAACGUGUGGAAUUGGAACACUUCACAUGUGAAAUGGAUUUCACAUGUGAAGCUUUCAUAUGUGAAUGUAAGAAACAGAAACUUGUCUUCUGUGAAAUUUGAUAAAUUAUUAAGACGGAAAGUCUUUUGUUAAAUGUGUGUCUUUUUUGUUCUUUUUAAGUGUCGCCUAAGAGGAAAUCUCGAAUGGGCUCCUCCAAGACAGCAGAUUAUUUUUAGCAUUCCAUCAAAUCCAAAGUAAGCUUGUGUUCAUCUCGGCAUUUACAGUAUAUCUGUUUGGUUCUGUAAGUACGAAAACGAACAUCUAUCCACCCAAGGACGAAAAAGUUUUUGUGACCACACUUUAUUUUUCUAGACGAAAAGAAACGAUGACAAAGCAGGGAUAUCGCUGUGCUGGGUGCGGUAUGCGUAUUGAUCCAGGUAAACUAUAUAAAAAUAUUUCUGGUAGAAGGAAUGUUCGAGCUAUAGAGACUAAAAUGCCACGACUACAGCUAUCUACCUCGAUCUUAAAAGAAACUAUUUGACCUUCGCCAGAGAACAUAUAUCCCGUAAUUUGGGUGACUACAAGCUCUACAGUGUCCAGUUGCCCAAAAUUUAGAAAUAAUGAGAACGUGUACCUCAGUUGGUAGAGCAUCGAUCUAUAGUAAUUCGAAGGUCGCGGGCAUGAAACCAUGCAGCCUCUUACUCUUCAGAAGUAUGCUACAAGCUAUUUGUAAGCUAUUUUUACAGACAAAAACUAGAAGUCGAAUAUAUACUCCCACAUAAAACUAAUUAGGUGUUGUACUAUAACAUUUUUGUACAGUAUUUGAUUUAGAUAACAACUGUAACAUUUUUUCUGUAAAAUUUUAAAUGGGAGGUAGAUAUCAAUUGGGACUUUUGUCCUGGUUGUGUCUCCUGUUUGCUACUUACUGUGGCGACAAAUUACAUUAAACAUUAAACAUAAAAUAAUAUAACCAUGUACCUAUUAUACUCCCAAUGCAUGUGUGAAGAUAAAGAUUAGAAUUGUUUUGUUUUUUCGAUCAUGUAGGCUACAUGAAGAGAUUCCGCUACUGUAACUAUUUGGGAAAGUAUUUCUGCAACACUUGUCAUUCUUCAAAACCGACAGUCAUUCCUGCUCGUAUUAUUCAAAGAUGGGAUUUCAAAGAAUAUCCUUUUAAUUUAAAAGUAAAAAAUAUUUAUAAAUUUUAGUAAUUUUGUUUACGCAGAAGUGAAAAAAUAGGGAAAAAAUAAUAUAACUAUGUAAGUGCAUUUGAAAAUCUCUUAUGUUGUAUUUCUAUUUUUGGCAGCUGUGCCUGGCCAAAGGAUUUGUUUGCGAGUACUGUAAAAAUGGUGACGAUAUAAUUUAUCCAUUUGAAGUGAAAAGAUGUAGCCAAUGUCCAGGUACUGUUCAUUACAUUCUUUGAACAAUGGGAAUGGCUUGUUUAAAGCCCUAGUUCCAACUUUUGCUCGCAUUUCACCUCCAACUGUUAUUGGCUCUCGUGCACUCUCGUCAACUUUGAGAGUUUUUGUUCGUUUGACCGGUAAUAUGGCAGUCACGCAACUGUUGUUCCCGUUUGAGAGAAAACUCUCAUGCAAACUCUCGCUUCCCAGCUCUCUGGUCCUUAAGUUCUAUUAUUAUAUAAACAUAAGUGUUAUAUAGAGUUUUUGGCCACUGAGAAAAAUCGUAUUUAAACACACGUAAAAGAUACGAUAUUUUUACGUGUGAAAAUAUCAUUUGUUGUAAAACGCAUUGCCACGGACGUUUUAUUGUUUUUCACUGAAUUUUGUUUAUAUAGUAAGCAGAAAAAUACAUGGGUGCUUGAAAACACCAGAUUUAUUUCUCGUGUUGAACAUGAUAUCUCACUCGUUCGCUGCGCUCACUCGUGAGGUAUCAUGUUUAACAUUCGAAAUAAAUCUGGUAUUUCCGCGCACCCAUGUAUUAUUCUCUAUUUAUAUGAUGAUGUUAUAAUUAUUGUACAUAUUAUUUUAUAAAAACUAAGUGAUAAACAUUUUACAGAAGGCUUUUGAGGUCAGUAAAAGCUUAUGUAAUUUUCCCUACCCCCGGUACUAACUUCCCGGCGAGGGUCUUCGCUCGAAACGUCGAAGUUCUCCCUGUAUUUUUCAGGUAGUUGCAUCCCCUCCAUAUUAUUGGCACCACCCUAUAUUAAUAUACACUGGCACAGACCUUGUAGACAUUGUAGACUUGCUCUUGCUCUAGCAUUGUAGACUUGCUCUUGCUCAAAUUGGCUUUGUGAACUGAUCUCAAAUAGCCUAGUUUAAUAUUCAAAUACCUGCAAAAUACAAGUAAAACGUCAACGACAACGUUUCGAGCGAAAACCCUAACUUGUCGCCGAAGGAGACAAGUUACCCUAUAUUAAUAUACACUGUGACUACCCUAUAUUAAUAUACACUGGCACAGACCACAAGACAAUCGCUCAACCAUAUUGUUACAAGAUCAGUGUCACACCAUGCUUUCGCGGCUUUUGUCAUCGUCUUUAUAUUAACCCAUGCGAAAAUCAACAAAUAGCUGUAAAAAUAUCUUGUUUGGUACAUUUGCAAUGAGUAUCAGAUAAAAGAAGCAAGAAUUCUCGGAGAAUCGUUUAUAUAUAGGACGGAUUACAAAAUAUCUUUUCCAGAUCUAUUGAUCUGCUUGAUCCAUAAAAUGGCCGUCCCCGGGAAUUUGAACCCGUAAUAUCGUAUGGUGUGGCACUUAUCAUUUAAAGGCUAUAUAUACAUAUACGCAUGUCUGUUUUUCUAGAUUGUGGUUCAUGCUAUCAUCGUGAAUGCUUCGCGAAAGGAAAAUGUCCGAAAUGUGAACGAUUACUAUUAAGGUAUUGUUAUUAUUAUCUUUAUAUUUAACCAGGAUACCGCCCAUUUAAUUAUUUCAGUGAUGAAGAGUUUCAUUUUCUUUUUACACAAAUGUUACCAACAUAGUAAACAAUUGUUUGUUAUCUAUAUCCAAAAAGAAUACUUCAUAACACAUUGACAUAGCUAUAGGGCAAUCUGAUAUUUAUUUUGGCAACCUCGUCUUAUUCACUUGUAUAGCCAUUUGGCCGACAAAAAAAUUUAAAGUUUCAACCCCUGGUUCAAUUCGUCGAAAUAGUGAUCAGUUCCUUUUGCUAUUUUGCAGAAAAUCUUUCCUUUUUUCCUUUAUAAAUACGUUAAAAUGUUUCACAACCUUUCGUGACUGAUUUCGAUAAUAUUUGUUUAUUCUUUAUAUUUUUAAAUUUGCUUCCCACGACCGAAGGCGGCGCCAUAUUGUUUUGGUCUCAUUUCAACAUUUCGUAUUCAUAUUUCCUAAGCAUGACGUCAUAACAAUGAUAUGACGAUUUCGCAGUUGGCUGCUAGCCAAUCGGAAACCAUGAUUUCAAAAAAAUAAUCAUACAUAAUAUUAUAUAUAAUAUAAGAACAGACAAAUUUGGCUAAUGUUUGUUUAUACCCAAUUCACAACUUUAGAUAACUAACAUACUUAUAUAAUUAUCAUUGUUCUAAUAUACAGAAGCAUAGGAUAGAACAAAGCUUUAGAAUUAUCUACAUUGGUGAAUAACUCUGAUACAUAAUUCUGAUGCUUAUAUAUAGUUACUUUUGUUCUAUUCUAUGCUUCUGUAAACUACAACAAUAGUAACUAGGCAUGCGAGUUAUCUAAAGUGAAUUGGAUAUACAGUAGUAAGAUUAGAGAUCUAGAAGAGUCAGGAGGUAUGCGAAAUUACGAGAAUCCGAAGGAAUCAGGAGGUGAAGGCAGUGAAAGGUGAAGAAAAAAAAGAGUUGAAAUCGGAGGAUAAAGCUAGAGAGUUCUAAAAGUGUACAGCACGUCUGUUCAGUACAAGUAAUAUGUAAUAUGCAAGUUUGAUAAAAAACUAGCGUUUUUAAGUUCUUGUUCAAGGCUAUUACAUAUAAAGCUUGGUAUUUUGGUCUUUGGUUUUCUUUCUUUAUUUUUGCUCUUACCGGGUAGAUGUAAGUCUGUCUGUUCUUGUGUAGUGAUUGUAGAUGUUUUUCUUUGAUAUUUUGCUCAGAGGUAUAUCGAAAAACACAGAAAAGUUCAAGCGCAUGCGCAAUGAAUAUAAUAAAAUACGUCCCACAAUUACAGCGUCUAAGAUUUGUAACGUAGUUAAACACGAAAGUCGUUCUGAUUGACAUUGUGUAGAAUUGGUCCUAAUAAUCGUCGUGAGCAUGUUCUAGCUAAAUUGGCGAUCCUGAGCCCUCGAUGCCGCAAUGAAAGGAGAGAAGAGUAAUCAACAGUUAGCCUGUUUUUAAAGGAGGAAACGGUGAACUAUUACGAAUGGUGGGAGAGAGAUCUAUUCCAGAGAAAGACAAUUCGGUUGAAAAAAGAGUUCCUAAAGAGAGAAGUCCUGCAAUGAUUAACAUGAAGCAAGUUGUCCGAACUUGAACGGGUGUGAGACGAGCUGUUUGAAGAAAAAGUGACGAAAGAGGAGAUAUCUAGGUCGAAGACACCGUGCUUACAUUUAGAAAAGAAGACGAGAUCCUUUAGUUCCAGCCAGUAGGAUAUUGGUAAUAGAUUAAGUUUCUUAAGGCGUUCAGGAUAAGGCAACUCAUAAUCCUGAAGGAUAAAUUUACUAGCUCGUCUUUCAUCACCCUCGAUGAUCGCAAGAUCACGUGACGAUCGUUGAGGUGCCCAGAUCUCACUACCAUAUGACACAUGAGAUCGGACGAGAGCAAGAUAAAGAAGCCUACGGCAGCGAAUAUCAGACAUUUGCGUACAAUUCCUACGAAGAAAACCAAGCAUACGAUUGGCUUUUGCAAAAGCGGUGUGAGGGGACCACUUUAGGUCAUUGCUGAUAACAACACCCAAGUCUACUUGGUUAGCUAUGCUCUUAACUGGAUCAUUGUUAAGAAAGUAGCAAUGAGUUGGAGGGUUACGUUUGCGGGAUAUCCUAAGUAGGAGCGUCUUGGAGACAUUAAAUUUCAUUUUCCAGUUAAGUGACCAGUUGGACAUAGCGUCCAGGUCAAGCUGAAGGAGACCACGAUCAACUGGUGAUCGUAUAGCACGAUAACACUUGCUGUCAUCAGCAAAAAGUGCAACGGUACUAUUAUUUGUUACCUCUGGAAGAUCAUUUACAUAAAGAAUAAAUAAAAGAGGACCUAUUACACUACCUUGUGGCACCCCAGAGGUAAUAUUAAGAAAAGAUGAGGAAGCUCCUUCACUGACAACACACUGUUUGCGAUCACGAAGGUAAUCAGCAAACCAGUUAAGAAGUGGACCUGAGAUUCCAAACGAUUUAAGUUUGAACAAAAGUUUGCUAUGGGACACCGAGUCAAACGCUUUAGCAAAGUCGAGAUAAAUCAGGUCUGUUUCCUUUCCAGAGUCAAGUGUACGACCAAGGUCGUGAAGUACACUCAAAAGUUGAGUAACACACGACCUUUUACAGCGAAAGCCAUGUUGAAGGUCGUACAAGGAGUUUUCAACAAAAGAAGAAACCUGGCUGAAAAUUAAACGUUCGAGAACUUUUGAGACUUGAGAGAGUAAGGAAACUGGUCUGUAGUUAGUGACCUCAUGAGUGUCACCCUUUUUGAGUAUAGGCACGACAUUAGCGGCUUUCCGUUCAGAAGGAAAAACACCCUGCUAAAGAGAUAACUCAAAGAGAGCAGUCAAAGAAGGGGCAAUUACCUCAGAACAUCGCUUUAGAAGGUAAGCUGGAAUACCAUCAGGAACAGUAGCCUUAGAGGGUGACAAAUUGGACAACAAAGACUGAACAUCAGAUUCAGAUACAUUUAACGAGUCAAGAGAGUUAGAAGCUGAACUAGAGGGAGUGAAAAGAGGUGAAGAACUUGUGUCGGAGGUGAAGACUAACGUAAAAAAUUGGUUAAAGCCAUCCGCUUUUUCCUUUGCAGAAAAAAGUUGGGAUCGAUGAUUUCGAGGAUUUACAUUUAAAGAAUCUCCAGAAUGAUUUAGGGUUAUUAUACACAUGUUCGGACAGUCCAGAGAGAUAUUCUCUCUUCUUGGAAUUUAUCCAACACUUGACGUGUUGCCGAGUUUUGCGGAAUUUCUUCCAAAGUUCAGGCGAGUUCUUAGCCUUUGCCUUUCUUCUUAGAGACUCUUUCAUCUUAAUGGCGUGAAGUAAGUCCUUGGUGAUGUAUGGUGGUGUAAAAGAACGCUUGAGCUUUGUUUUGGGGAUGAAAUGGUCAACAGCGGCAAGGAAAAUGGGUAAUGUCUCGGUUGUGGAAUAUGUUGGACGGGCUUCGGGUUUUUGUCAAGGAUUAUUUUUGCAUCCUCAUGUAUUUGGUUAGAUACUUGCUAUAGCUUCUGCAGCACUCACUUCGCACUCAAAAUUUCGCCCUAGGUCAAUGAGCCAACAAGCGGAUGUUUACAAGAUAAUCAUUGUCAUCGGUGACUUACCAUAUUCUCAAAAUAAUGUCAAAACGAUUAGGCCGGGUUUUGGAUUAACGGGUUAAAAUUAGGAGAAUUUAGAUAAGAGGGUUAGGGUUGGCACUUAGGAUUGAGAUUAGGAUUAUAGUUACAAUUAGGUUGAUUUGGAAAUUGACCCAUUUUUAUGUUUUCUUAUGAUCCUUUUCAACAGAAAGAAAGCUGCAGAGGUGUUCAAGUUUGGACCAGACGAAGAUGAAUUGACGUAGCAGUGAAUUUAUUAUAAAGAGUAUUUGUGGUUUUUUAAGCAUUGACAACGUCUGCCAUAUGAAGCAAAUAUACACACACAUACAUAAAUAUAUAAAUAUAUAAAUAAAUAUAUAUAUGUAUAUAUACAGCUAAAACCUUAAAAAAAUAAAAAAUAAAACUCUAAGCGCGAAAAGGGCAAUGGGAACACAUAGUGUUUGCCGUAUUUAGUUAGAAAGAUUUAAUAAUUUGUCAUAAUCCUUGUGCAUAUUUAUUUACAUUAGAACCCAAGCUUUCGCGGUUCACACAAUAUAUUACCCUAUUAUUAUUAUUGAAAAUCACCGACAUAGGAUCAAAGUGGGCGUUGUCACUCGCUGACCCAAUCAGCUGUCUGGGUUCUGUACCACCUGACCUGUUCCGAGCGUCAGGAAUCUUAUGACAUAACGGCCUCGAUAAAAUA
This is a messenger RNA of Paramuricea clavata, 12806 nucleotides long. The record is from the annotation of a GenBank genome assembly. Lineage: Eukaryota; Metazoa; Cnidaria; Anthozoa; Malacalcyonacea; Plexauridae.